Messenger RNA from Dentiscutata erythropus, 1656 nucleotides. Lineage: Eukaryota; Fungi; Glomeromycota; Glomeromycetes; Diversisporales; Gigasporaceae. The record is from the annotation of a GenBank genome assembly.
AUGCGAACUAAAGCAGUAAAUUCAUACAAAUAUAAUUCGUCAUUGACCUUAUUAAAAAAAUAUCUGAGUAUAGCGCUGUUAUUUAUUGUACCACUUUUAUGGUUAUCAUUAGUUGUAUUCUCUUUACGUGGAGCAAUAAUUUAUGAUGGAGGGAUUUUAAUUCCUAGUCAACCUGGUAUUCUGCUAGGCAUAAACACUACCAUUAGAUAUAUUAUUGCAUCUAUAAUCACUUUAACCGUAGCUUAUGUGGUAGAAUCCAGUUUAAGACAUUAUAAAAGUAAUAGUAUCCAGUUAAAUGGACUUGAGUUAUCGAGUCUUAUCAAAUUAGGAAUUGAAAGAAGUUUUUUAGGAGUUAUAGCUUCAUCUCGGUAUAGACCCAAAGGGCUUAAUAUGGUAUGGUUCUGGUUAAUUGUUGUUGUAAUUGUACCAUAUAUAUUAGCAACUGCGGACAUUGCAUUACAUUAUUGGGUCACAGCAGAAGUUAUAUUACAGGAAGGUCAGCAUAAAAUUUUAAAUAAUGAAAUUCAAAUAAAUCCAAAUUGUGCAAAUACUGGAAAUAGUUCAGAAAUUGAAUAUCUAUUAAAUACUUGUACUCAUUGGGCAUCUGCUACAGGAGGUGGAUUAAAAUUACCAGGUUACAUAAAUGAUUUUAAGAAUAAUAUAACCACAAACAUUAUGGGUUACGAUAUGGAUGAGGGAUUAGUCAUCAUGUCACGAUUGAAUGAUACAAUAUGGAAUGGUAACUUUAAAUCAUAUACGAUUCAAGCUAAUUGUACCCCUGUUUCGACGUUAUGCAAUUUAAAAGCUGACUCCAAUGCACAAACUAGUAUUAAGUGCCCUAGCAGCCUGUAUAAUGUGAAUGGUAGCAUACAACUUAAUCCUAAUAACGUAAUAAAUCGUACAUAUGUUAUCAUUCCACUUUGGGAAGAUGCUAGUCUUGGAAGUGUUUAUAUUCCCGCUAGCUCGGGCCAACUAGGAAAAUUAGAAUGGUUAAUAAGUGGGCAGUUCUCCAGCAAUCCUUCAACGAAUUAUGAUAAAGAGUUUGUAACUGAAUCACAUGGCUCUCAAGCUAUAUUUACAUACUGUAUCACUAAAAUAAUGGCGAGUACAGUGUAUUUCUCUAAAAGUAAAUGGAAUGUAAGAUUUGACGAACCUUUAGAUGCUAAUACAACUCGUGCCGUGAGCGCUGAGCGCCAAUUAAAACUAGGAAUAGGUGGUAUGUUAGCAAGUGUUGCAGUAGGUAACGUUGAGCAAAACCUUGGUGAAGUAUCUGUUGCUGAUAACAUCACAGUAACUCGAAUCGGAAUAAUGGCAUUAAUUCUGUACGGAAUAGCGCUAGUGAUCAUUCCAAUGACAAUAGCUGGAUGGAUAUUAUUGAAUGUUGGAAAAUAUACAGAAGGAUUUGAUUCGAAUGGUCAUCUAGUUGUUGUACAAACUGUGCUUGCUGAAAUGAUAACUGGUACUGAUAAGAUAGUCUAUGAUGCUAUAAGAACUCCUUCCUGUAGAGCAUGCUUUAAAAAUAUUGAAUUUCAGCAGCAAUUGCUCGGCCAAAAUCAAGCUGGAAUAGGGUAUAGGAAUGGUAAUUUUGGCCUUUUUAAUGGUAUUUUUUCAUCAACUGAUGGUGUUGUAAAUACUGGAAUGCCUACUUCUACCUAA